Messenger RNA from Rhododendron vialii, 1176 nucleotides. RefSeq lists its product as uncharacterized. The record is from RefSeq and is a predicted model, not a curated record. Bases 16 to 678 code for a protein of 220 amino acids. The transcript has 2 exons. NCBI's taxonomy places the organism in Eukaryota, Viridiplantae, Streptophyta, Magnoliopsida, Ericales, Ericaceae.
AUUACCGUAUCCCUCAUGGCACAUUUUGUCAUUUCCACUUCCCCCAUUGACCGGUGCCCCACGUUAGCCGCGGAGGAUUUGUCUUCCCCCACCCCCACCCCCACCCCCGUCGUCGUCUCCGUCUCUGUCCCCUUCGAAACUUCAGCUCGUUUCACGGAGGCGCAAAACCCCGUAUCGUCAUCGGUGACGUCACUCUCCGCCAAUCAAGUCAAUAUGAAUACUUUGGGAACGGAAAUCAGUUUUGUAAUGGAGCCUCGUGAUGAAAGAGACCAUGCAAAAAGCAAUAAUGACAUUAUGGCCCGUCGUUUGAAGAACCGAGAACGUCAACGAAGAUACAGGGAACGAAAGCGUCUUGAAGCUGACAUGAAGAAGGCACCUACCAUAAACAGCUCAAAGCCACUGCACUUGGAGAUGCAUGUGAAUAGGAUUCCCAACAACUUUGUAACCAUUGUUCGUCGUCGGCGAGAUUGGAAAAAAGAUGCUAGAAGGGCCCAUGCUGUUAAGGAACAAGAAGUCAAAUUGAAUAAAGUUGUUGUUGCUGGUUUUACCUCAGCCAAUGAAAGCCAAUUAACCUUGUUGCCCUCUGGAUCUGAAGCAAACCAACCGAUACAAAGUGAAAGAAGAUUUACUCCUGGCAGAAGACAUUGGAAAGCAGAUGCAAGGAAUAAGAAAAACUGAAGUUGCUGCUCAAUUUAUUUUACGUGGGUAGGGUCAAUGUUUACAGAAAGAUGUAAAAAUAUCAACUGAUUGCAGACUAGAAAACAACUAAUUUGGUGUGAAGAUGCCCAAGGUGGUAAUCGUCGCUGAACUCAUGAUGCUUUGGGGAGUAUGGGGAAGCUUCGAGUACGAGAUGUUAGCAUUUCUAUUCUUUUGAUGACUUUCUACUUGCAUGUGUGGUUCAGAUAUGUGGAGGUGAUGAAGUCAACGACACGAGAAGUCAGAUCUGUGGUUGGGAACCAUUAGAGAAAAUAUGGUGUUGUAAGUUAUGACAUGGUGAUGCUAGUAGGAGUAUUGCACUUUCAUGCAUGUCUGAAAUCUCAACAUUCCUGAACUUAAUUCAAAAGCAGUGCUUCUGUGUUGUACAUUUGCAAACUUAAGCUACUGACAGGUUUGUAUGUACAUAAAUAUGUUAGAAAGUUGAUGAUUGACUGAUGAACUCUAUGACAUCUUUUUGCA